GAUUCUAGCAAUUCUUUUUGUUUGCUUCAUGAAACUAUAGGGUGCUUUGGACGGUGGUCUUGAUAUCCCACACAGUGACAAGAGAUUUGCUGGUUUCAACAAAGAGAACAAGCAACUUGAUGCUGCAAUCCACAGGAACUACAUCUAUGGUGGCCAUGUUUCAAACUACAUGAAGACAUUGGCGGAAGAUGAGCCAGAGAAGUUACAGACUCACUUCAGUGCUUACAUUAAGAAAGGAGUUGAAGCUGAAGGCAUCGAGGAGUUGUACAAGAAGGUUCACGCUGCUAUUCGAGCAGACCCCAACCCAAAGAAAACUGUGAAACCUGCUCCCAAGCAACACAAGAGGUACAACUUGAAGAAGCUGACCUACGAAGAGAGGAAGAACAAGUUGAUUGAGAGAGUGAAGGCAUUGAACGGAGCAGGUGGUGAUGAUGAUGAUGACGAGGAUGAUGAAGAGUAAAUCAGACCAGCCUUUGUCUCAUGCCUUUAGUAGCUUUUUACUUGUGUGUUUCCAGACUAAAACAAUCAGUUUUUGUUUUCACAUUUUAGUUGCGUUUGAGGAUUUUGAUAUGGAGGAUAUGUUUUCUUUGAAGAAUUUAUCAUCUAUCUUUUAUUACACCACAUCUUC
Camelina sativa (false flax) is the source of this 628-nucleotide messenger RNA. Lineage: Eukaryota; Viridiplantae; Streptophyta; Magnoliopsida; Brassicales; Brassicaceae. The record is from RefSeq and is a predicted model, not a curated record.